Messenger RNA from Porites evermanni, 354 nucleotides. The record is from the annotation of a GenBank genome assembly. Lineage: Eukaryota; Metazoa; Cnidaria; Anthozoa; Scleractinia; Poritidae.
AUGCCUGAGAAAGUCAAGCUACCCCCUCUUCUUUGCAUGACGGUGAACAAGACGGGUCCCGCGAGAUCUGAAUAUCGUUUUAGCUUCACACCAAAGGUAAAACUCGUCCAACCUCACGUCAAGCUCGCCUCCAGUUUCAUGUAUCGGCGUCCUCCCGAUUCUAUCCGUGGCCAGCCCCGCGAGAGCUUUCAGCCUGGUUUUGUUCCCGCUGCAAGAUCGGGCUGGCUUGAUGACUAUGUGUUUCUGCAUAGCAACGCGUUUUACAGCAACAACAAAGAGAAGCGGACUUAUUUCACUGUAAGGCCAGAUUGGGUGUCUGAAAGAUGUGUUCGGAAGAAUAAUCCUUUCUCUUAG